GUAAGCGCAAAUUAGUUAACAAGAAAUCAUCGAUCCAGCAGAAAUAAUAAUGGAGCUCGCAAGCAGGAGGGCAGCCUCCCUCCUGGCCGUCGCGGCCAUUGCUGCCGUCUUCCUCGCCGGCCCGGCCACGGCCGUGGGGAAGACCGGCCAGGUGACCGUCUUCUGGGGCCGGAACAAGGACGAGGGCACCCUCCGCGAGGCCUGCGACUCCGGGCUCUACACCAUGGUCAUCAUGUCCUUCCUCAACGUGUACGGACACGGCAAGUACAACCUCGACCUCUCGGGACACCCCAUAGCCGGCAUCGGCGACGACAUCAAGCACUGCCAGUUCAUCGGCGUCCCGGUGUCGCUCUCCAUCGGCGGCUUCGGCAACGGCUACUCGCUGCCGUCCAACCGAUCGGCGCUCGAGCUCUUCGACUACCUCUGGAACGCCUACUUCGGUGGGUCCAAGGCGGGCGUGUACCGCCCCUUCGGCGACGCGUGGCUCGACGGCGUCGACCUGUUCCUGGAGCACGGCACGCCCGCGGACAGGUACGACGUGCUGGCGCUGGAGCUCGCCAAGCACAACAUCCGCGGCGCGCCCGGGAAGCCGCUGCACCUGACAGCGACGCCGCGGUGCACGUUCCCGCCCAGCAGCUACCUCGGCCGCGCUGUGGCGACGGGGAUCUUCGAGCGCAUCCACAUCCGGAUCUACGACGACGACAACUGCGAGGCCUACUGGCACCUGGCGUGGGACAAGUGGACGGCGGCGUACCCGGCGACACGGUUCUACGUGGGGAUGACGGCAUCGGAGAUGACGCACGGGUGGGUGCACCCCAAGAACGUCUACUACGACGUCGCCCCGUCCACGCAGAAGGCGGACAACUACGGCGGCUUCAUGAUCUGGGACCGAUACUACGACAAGCUGAGCAACUACACCAGCAUGGUCAAGGCCUAUGCUUGAGCCUCAUCUGAUCGUGAUCGACUUCUCCCAUCCGUGCCAGUAGGCCAAGCAGCAUCACUGGCUACUACAAACUCUGUCUGUCGAAUACUCUGUCUGUCAAUCGCCUAUCCUCCACCUCGUCUAUGUCCGUGUAUGCAUUUGUGCUUGCAAGAAAGAAUAAAGUGAAGAAUAAACAGUUAUUAGGGCUACAUAAUAAAAGUGGAGAAUAAACAUUAUAUGUAUGACCCAGUUGACAAUAAAGUACUCAAUCUCGAGCAUUUUCCUGGCUA
Messenger RNA from Oryza sativa Japonica Group (Japanese rice), 1212 nucleotides. The record is from RefSeq and is a predicted model, not a curated record. Lineage: Eukaryota; Viridiplantae; Streptophyta; Magnoliopsida; Poales; Poaceae.